UGCAUCAAGACAGCAAGCACGGUAAUGCACCGUUCGGUGAUUAAUUUCAACGUUUUUAUUGUAAUUAAUACUUAAAGUGAAAGUUAAAAGAGUGCGCGUUAGUUUUGCACGAAUUAGUGUUGUUAAUAAUGUGACUGAAUUCGCCUAGAAGUGUCCACAUCACUUCAUACAACGCAACGGAUGGAUCACAGUGUUUUGAGUUGUCAUGAUGAUGCUGGUGCGGCUGAACAUGCGCAUGGCGCUGGCGGCGCUGUGCGGCGGCGUGCUGCUCGUCACGCUGUACUGGGGCCGCUGCGGCGACGUGACGCGGAGACCUAUAAGUUCAGUGCUAUCAAACGCACUGACGGAGCGGUCGAGCGAUGAGAUUGAGUGCUGGAUCAACGGCGAGUACUCGGUGGCGUGUCUGCGCGACCGCGACCAGGUCUACGUGCCAUUUUCAUUCAUACACAAGUAUUUUGAGAUAUACGGCAAAAUAACUUCAGUAGAUGGCGUGGAAAAGUUCGAGUGGUCCCACAGUUAUGGCAAAGUUUACCACCCGAAGAAGAAAUACGAUCCCCGGGGGACUUUUGCGACUUUCGAAAACUAUAACGUCGAAGUCCGCGACCGAGUCAAAUGCAUCAGUGGCAUCGAAGGUGUACCAGUUUCCACCCAAUGGGAGCCGAAAGGGUUCUUCUAUCCGACCCAAAUAGCACAGUUUGGGUUAGCACAUUACAGCAAAAAUAUUACUGAACCAGAACCUAGAAUAAGGAUCAUAGAAGACGGGGAAAAGUUUCACGAAAAUUGGAUCGUCAGCACAGACGCUGUGAUGACCAGGGAGUAUGAUCCAGAGCUAAAAGCUAAUGUUUUAAGGUUUUCGACGACAAACCACGUAUCGAGCCAAGUGUGGUUAAAAGUUAAUAUCACCCAGGAUUUUGUUUUGAGUAUGGAUCUAAUGUUGAAACCUAAUUCGUCAAUGACAGUGGUUUUACAGAAUAAAGAAAAGAAGGAGACGGUGUACCUGCAUUAUGUGACGAGUAAGCAGUUGAUAUAUGCACAGGAGGACCACAUUUACUACGGCAUCGGCGUGGACCAGAAAUGGCGACGCCUCACUCGGGACCUCAUUAUUGAUAUGCAGAAGGGUUGGGCGCUACAAGACCGGCCCAAACGGAAAUCGCCGAGAAAUAAGUUUAAGAUAUCGAGUAUAAUCCUGAGCGGGUCGGGCGCAGUGAGCAACGUGAAGGUGUCGUCGUCGUCGCACAUGGCACACUUCUUCGCGGCCGCGCGCUGGCUGGUGGGCGCGCAGAGGGCGCGGGGCGGCUGGCCGGUGCACGCGCGGAGACGCCUGGCGCCCGCCGCGCCCGACCUUAAACCUGGAUGGCACUCAGCGAUGAGCCAAGGGCACGCGAUAUCGGUCCUAUCUCGCGCGUAUCACCGCAGCGGCGACACGAGCUACCUGCGCGCGGCGCAACGCGCUCUAUACUUGCUGGACGUUCCCAGCCACUCCGGCGGCGUCAAAGCGAUGUGGAUGGACAAGUAUCUGUGGUACGAAGAAUACCCAACAAAGCCGCCCCUCUUCGUCCUAAACGGCUUCAUAUACACGCUCCUGGGCCUCUACGAUCUACACGUGAUCGAAGGUGAGAACUCCAUCUCUCUAGCCAAGAAAAUGUUCGACGAUGGCAUGCUCUCCCUCAAAGCCUUACUCCCUCUGUUCGACACGGGCAGCGGAAGCUUCUACGACCUAAGACAUUUCACCCUCGGAGUGAGUCCCAAUAUCGCCAGAUGGGACUACCAUGCGACUCAUGUGAACCAGCUGUACCUUCUAGCUAGUCUCGAUUCUGAUCCGAUUUUGAUUAACACGGCCAAAAGAUGGGAGGGCUAUAUGCAAGGGAAACGGGCGGCUCACAAUUGACGUAUCAAAUAAUUGUAUAAGAAAGAAAGUGAAUUUAUUCAAUGGUAGUGUCACGUAUAAACUUUGACAAUACUUAGUAUAAUACCCUAUCCGUGAAAAGUAGUAAGUAUAUCACUCUUUCUGAACAAAUGAUAGAGCCAAAAAUCUUAGUG
Messenger RNA from Maniola jurtina (meadow brown), 2040 nucleotides. RefSeq names its product D-glucuronyl C5-epimerase B (gene Hsepi). Gene Ontology annotation, molecular function: heparosan-N-sulfate-glucuronate 5-epimerase activity. Gene Ontology annotation, cellular component: Golgi apparatus. The transcript has 8 exons. Gene Ontology annotation, biological process: heparan sulfate proteoglycan biosynthetic process. The record is from RefSeq and is a predicted model, not a curated record. NCBI's taxonomy places the organism in Eukaryota, Metazoa, Arthropoda, Insecta, Lepidoptera, Nymphalidae. The coding region runs from base 206 to 1888 and encodes 560 amino acids.